UUUCAUUUCGAACAAGCUGCCAGAAGUGAUUAGGCUCUACAAUACGCACUGGAACGCCUGGCGCUGACAAAGAUUAUCACCCAGGAUUAGUUGCGAAGUAUGCAGGAACGGAGAUGUGAAUCUUGUCCUCCCCUCUCAAACAGAAACAAUGAUCCUGUGGCUGUACUGUAGAUCUGGCUUUCUUUGAUUUCAAAACGUGACAUGACUGUACAUACUCAAUAUUUGAAUUUCCCGCAAAUUUCCAGUGAAAAAUGGAAUCGUAUGAUUAUCGUAUUCCGACAGCAAAUUCUUCUUCUCGCUACGUUCAGUCUCAUCGCGAUGUGGAGGCCCAGAAAGCUGUGGCACUGGAACAGUGUUUGAAGGACAAGCGUCUGGCGGAACAGCUGGCUGGACGAAGUAGUGUGGUGGUGAACGUUCCGCGGUCUUCUCACCGCUACACGGGACUCAUACCGCUGCAAGAUGAGCCGGCAUUGGAUCAGAGCUGCUCGCCUCCUGCGGCGAGCAAAAAAUCGACGAAGCGCUCACCGGCGACAUCUAACCGAGUUGCACCGAAGCCGUCCGCGUCGCGUACAUGUACGUCAAAGUUCCCCGAAGGCUGUGAAAGCAGGGCUGUGUCGGCGAAAAGCAGUUCAGAGCGGACUGGCGCAGGCACAUGUGUCGAGAAGCAUGUCGUGGACAAGUACCUGGCGUUCUGCUCUGCCGACCUUUUCCCUGGCGCCGUUCACAUCCCGCCGCCGAUCAAGACGAAGUCACAGCAAUCAGCCACCACUCUGUGCACCGUUGCCCCACCAGCUACCACUGCAUUUGACCUGUACAAAGCAUUGCAUCCCGCUUGACCUUGACGCUGCUGCCGGUGAAACUAGCCAUCACCAGCCCUGUGUGGGUGUGUAGCAAGGGCACUUGGAGAGCAAGGACACCGUUCCAUGGCGGGCUACUGGAAAAACUAAAUGCCUCGUCCAUAGCACGUCCCUCAUCUCCCGCUGGUCCGGCUUAUGUUAUCCGUGAGGUACGUCGUCUGAGUUGGGUUUGUGUCGCGUUGUGUUGCCAGGAGAUCGCUGCUAUUCUGUGUGGUCUACUAGAGCCUGGACGAAAACCGAGUAUUUACCUGAGCUUCGAGCUGAGUUUUCGCUAAAGCUUCGGAAUUUGCGGGCAGCUACAGCCAAAGCCUGAUCAUGUUCGUGGGUACUUGUCUAGUACCUAUACAUUGCUAUGUCUAACAUAGCUGUUCGCUAUCAUCGCUUCCGCGAUGGGCAGGUCUGAGGUCUGAGGUCUGAGCACCUAUACUGUAAGACAUGUAAUUGUAGGUGCAUUAUAAUGUCGGUGCCAGGAAUCUGCCAGGUGUCAGGUGUAAUGACGUAGAAUUAGGUGACCAGCACUCCCUUCACAUACAGUGCAUACUCUAGUGCCUUUUAGUUGUAAUUUAAAUAUAGGCGCCUGGUUUCUCUACCCAUAUCACCGAAAUUAGAGUUACACCGAAAAUGCCAUGUGUUUAGAGUAUUGUACGUUGUAAUUGUGAAGUCAGAACUGUUGUGGGAUUACUGUCACCAGGUGAUUGGCACUGGUGGUGCUCUACUUUGAUACCCGUGUUCUACUACACGGAUACGCGCUGCAUCUGCCACCCUGGUAUCACAGGCAUGGGGUGGUGGUCUGGCACGAGCGAAACUUCCUAAGCUGGUUGUGUGUGUUCUCAACGCAAUUGUAUAGCCGGUGGUAACGCGGACGUGCGGACUUUACUACUACACGAAUCGUGUGGCCAGCGUCCUGUACGUGUACAGUGAAAGCCGCUUAGUACGCACGGGGUGUAAGACGUACUAUUGUCCAGUGCGUACGUUUAGCAGUUGACGAAAAAUUGGCACACAUGAUUGCAGCGUGGGUGUAGUAAGUACGGUAGUAGGUUGGCUAGGAAGUACUUUUCCGUGCUCGCUUGUGGGUACGUCUUAUCAGGUUUUGACUGUGUACCGAUGACAGCAUGUCACACGGCCAAGGACGCACUGGCCAGCCACUAUCAAGCAAGGCUUGCGUAUACUCUGUACGUGUACUGUGUACUGUGUGUAUUGUAUAGCACGUUAUCUGCUGGUGUAACUUGAAUUUCCGUAAUUUUGUUAGAGAAACUAGGCACCUAGAUUUAGAUAACAUGUAAAAGGCAGUGAAGUAUGCAAUGUACGUGAAGGGUAGGCUGGUCAUCUAAUUUUACAUGACACCUGAAACCUGGUAGGUCCCUGACACUGAAAUUUAAAUACACCUAAAACUGCAUGUUGUACACUAUGUAUGUGCCAUCCGGUGGCUGUGUGAGGGUAUUGCAGGUCACUGGUAUCGUGAACUUGUGAUUCCGCUCUACGUUGCCUUGUGGGUGCGUACCGAGCGUGUGACACUUGUCCGCGGUGCGCCACCCGUUUGCCAGGCCGCGCGCGCACACACACAGCUGCGGCCUGUGCAGAUAGCGGCGUGCGGUCUUGCCGGCCUGUACAGAUACCGGGUAUUUUCUGGCUGGUGGUGUCUCUGUGUAGAAGUCUUUGUCCAUUUGAUUCAUCACAACAGGCAAUGCUAGAAGUCUAUGGCCGGUUGAUUCAUCACCGUUAAUUUGAUCAUCGUAAUAUAAUGCGCACGUUUUUUUUUUUUUGUGAUGAAUUGCUGGUGCGGCUUAUACUCCGGAAAGUACGGUACUUCCAAGUGAUCGUGAUGGUGCAGACAUGACGAACCCGCAGGAACUGUAGAGAAUAAAGUCAGUUCUGAACUGAACACACAUAGUGCACCAUUGGCAAGGGUUAGGUAAGCUUGAGCAUUUUUAUCGCCAUCUACUGAGCUCUGUCGCAAUAUUUUACAUCUACUGAGUAUUGCGAAUUUGUUGUUUUCAUGGUGUCGAUCUGGUAGAAGUCUACACCCGAUCAAGUAACUAUUAGUACAGUACUGGUCAAUGAAAUCCAGCCACGCCUUGCACCAUUACACAGCCCGGUGUUCACAGGUCACGAUGCCCAGCGCGUACUUGAUGGAUGCGACCGGAUUUCACUGCGCAGCACUGUGCUUACAUGCAGUGUCAAGAGUCCGUUUAUGCAGUCUUGCCAGUAUGGACAGUGUGCUAAAGCGUUCUCCAGCAUUCAGGGCACGCGAAAACACUGCAGCUAUGUACACACCCAUGCGUGCAUCACAGGAACAGAUGCACCCGAGCUGCACACCCACUCACCAUGCAUGCAUCACAAGAAGUGAAGAACACACUGGAGCUGCCUGCACAGUGCACACAAACACAUGCAUUGGAGCUGCAUGCACACACACACACACAC
Messenger RNA from Sycon ciliatum, 3278 nucleotides. RefSeq lists its product as uncharacterized. The transcript is spliced from 3 exons. NCBI's taxonomy places the organism in Eukaryota, Metazoa, Porifera, Calcarea, Leucosolenida, Sycettidae. Bases 252 to 836 code for a protein of 194 amino acids. The record is from RefSeq and is a predicted model, not a curated record.